Nestor notabilis (Kea) is the source of this 909-nucleotide messenger RNA. RefSeq names its product olfactory receptor 51G2-like. Gene Ontology annotation, molecular function: olfactory receptor activity; G protein-coupled receptor activity. Lineage: Eukaryota; Metazoa; Chordata; Aves; Psittaciformes; Psittacidae. The record is from RefSeq and is a predicted model, not a curated record. Gene Ontology annotation, biological process: G protein-coupled receptor signaling pathway. Gene Ontology annotation, cellular component: membrane. The transcript has a single exon. The coding region runs from base 1 to 909 and encodes 302 amino acids.
AUGAUGGGCAUCCCAGGCCUGGAAGCCUUUCACCACUGGAUCUCCAUCCCUUUCUGUGCACUGUACCUUACUGCUCUCUUGGGAAACUGCAUGAUCCUAUUCAUCAUAAAGAAGACCCAAAGUCUUCACGAACCUAUGUACUACUUCCUCUCCAUGCUGGCAGUCACUGACCUGGGCUUGGUUUUCUGUACCCUGCCCACUACCCUGGGCAUUUUUUUGUUUAAUAUACGAAGGAUUGGGUUUGAUGCUUGCCUCACUCAGAUGUAUUUUAUCCACAUACUUUCUUUCAUUGAAUCCUCUGUGCUCCUGGCGAUGGCAUUUGACCGCUUCAUUGCCAUCUCCCAUCCUUUGAGACAUCCAUCCAUAUUGACCAAGACGACUGUCAUGAAAAUAGGUCUGGCAAUUAUAGUGAGAGGAAUGGUCUCCCUCCUUCCCAUCCCCUUCUUGCUCAAGAGACUGACCUACUGUGGGAAGACUGAGCUGUCUCACUCUUUUUGUUUCCACCCUGAUAUCAUGAACCUUGCAUGCGCAGAUAUAAAAGUCAAUGUCUUCUACGGUAUGAUUGUUCUCUUAUCAACGGUGGGGAUGGACUUCAUCUUCAUUGUGCUGUCGUACAUCCUGAUCAUUAAAACUGUGGUCAGCCUUGCAACCAAGGAGGAGUGUCUCAAGGUUCUGAACACAUGUGUUUCCCACAUCUGUGCUGUUCUAGUGUUCUUCAUCCCAAUGAUCGGGCUGUCCAUGAUCCAUCGCUUUGGAAAGAAUGUUCCUCCUCUGGCUAACACUUUGGUGGCCUACACCUACCUUAUUAUCCCCCCUGCUCUCAACCCCAUUAUCUACAGCAUAAAAUCCAGCCACAUCCGUGAGGCUUUGCUCAGAGCACUGUGGAAGAAGAGUGAAUCUGACUGGUAG